AUGGUUAGGAGCAGACACAAAGCAUAUGCUUUUCAUGAUGUUAACACAGGAACACUUGUGCCAUCUGAAGGAGCUGUUAGCUCACAAGACUCUCGUCCAUCAAUUGAAAUAGAGAUUGAUUCUUUAGGGCGAAGGCGACUAGAACUUCGUAAUGGAAAGUUAUCGGAUGGUUCUAGGUGUGCUCGUGUGAUCACAAAUACUUUUAAGCAGCGUAUUGACUCUAAUGGUGUCAACUGGAAGGCUAUAUCAAAAAAAUAUUUUUGGGAUUCUUCUAAUGAAGCAGUGAUAAAGGAUGCUUGGAGAAUAAAGGCAGCCAAACGCUAUAAGGACAUGAUGACAGAUUUGAAAAAUUCUAGGAAAAAGCCCUCAUAUAUUUCUGAAGAAACUUGGGAAAAUUUUGAGCAGUAUUGGAAUGAACCCAAGGUCAUUCGGCAAUCAGAACUAUAUUCUAGAAAUCGCCGCGGUGCUGUAAAUGCUCCUGGACCAUCUACUCACACAGGCGGAUCCAUAACAUAUAUUGAAUGGUCAGAUAAAUUGGGAAAAGAAUUGGGUCGAAAGCCAACUCCGACUGAGUUGUUUGUCCAUACUCACACUCGAAAGCAUGACAAGGAGACUUUUGUGGAUAAAAAAUCUAAGAAGAUACAUGAUGCUAUAGUAGCUAGGAGGGAGGAGCUAACGCAAAUCACGCCCGACAACAUCAAUGAGAACCAACUUUACUUAGAUGUUGUCGGAGGUGGCGAGAAGAGAUGA
Molecule: messenger RNA, 750 nt
Organism: Hevea brasiliensis (rubber tree)
Lineage: Eukaryota; Viridiplantae; Streptophyta; Magnoliopsida; Malpighiales; Euphorbiaceae
Exons: 6
Coding region: 1-750 (249 amino acids)
Source: RefSeq, a predicted model, not a curated record